AUGCGCUGGGAUGUCCAAGCUGCAAAUGAUCCUGUAGCGGAACAGCCAGCCGCAGGCCACGCGACCGCACAGUUCUACCGUUUGAUGAUAGCCAUCAACGGACAGGGGCCGGGCACCGUGGGCCUGCGCAAGGUUAUAUGCUGUACUGCUGCCGAGAUUAUUUGUAUGCUGAUUGAGUGCCAAAGGUGCAACCAAGGUUACGUUCGAGCAAUGCGGGUGCGCUCCACAAAUAUUUCGCUGUGGGUGUGCGAAGAGUGUGAAGCCACGUGGACGAGCCAGGAUGAGAAUGGGAUCCCAAGCACCAACUGCUACGCUGUUCACUCCACAAGAGGAACGCCGAUGCCCAACUCAGACCUGCUCCCUUCCCUGCUCUCCAAGUUGUACGAAAACCAGCUGGCCCUCGAAGCCUCGAUCAUGGAGCUAUCGAACUGGGUGGAGCAACGCGGCUCCGCCGACGUGGCCGAGAACAUCCGCGGCGCUCUACACACCAUUGAUGAGAACGAAGAGUUCAUCAAGCUGACCCUGGCUGUCCUCCCUAGCGCC
Mesorhabditis spiculigera is the source of this 543-nucleotide messenger RNA. Lineage: Eukaryota; Metazoa; Nematoda; Chromadorea; Rhabditida; Rhabditidae. The record is from the annotation of a GenBank genome assembly.